This is a messenger RNA of Zonotrichia leucophrys gambelii, 3513 nucleotides long. RefSeq lists its product as uncharacterized. Gene Ontology annotation, molecular function: protein binding; cysteine-type endopeptidase activity. The transcript has 15 exons. Gene Ontology annotation, biological process: proteolysis; regulation of apoptotic process; apoptotic process. The record is from RefSeq and is a predicted model, not a curated record. NCBI's taxonomy places the organism in Eukaryota, Metazoa, Chordata, Aves, Passeriformes, Passerellidae.
AAGAAAUCAAAAGUGAAACUAAUAGUGCCAAAAGGGGUGGAACUUCAAGCUGCUGACUGAGGAGAAGCCAUUAUCUGUCCGUCAUAGUGCAUAUCACGGCACGGGUGCUCUUUCAGACUGCAACUGAAGUCCUGGUUCAGAUCCAAAUCCUGAUGUGAAAUGAGUACGGAGUUCCGCAAACUGCUUUUUGAAGUUUCUGAGGCUUUGGUGACAGAUGAACUGUCAGCUCUUAAAUUCCUCAGCCUGGACUAUGUCGCCAAGGGGACGCUGGAAACCAUCCGUGAGCCCAAGGCCUUCUUCGAAGUUCUGCAGGAGAGAGACAUGAUUGAGGCAGGGAACCUGUUCUUCCUGAAGGAGCUGCUCUACCGGAUCCGUCGGAUCGACCUCCUGUCUGCCCACCUGGGCUCCAGCCGGGAGGAGAUGGAGAGGGAGCUGCGGCUCCCGGGCAGGGCACACGUGUCAGAUUACAGGCAACUGCUGUAUGAAAUUGCAGAGGAUUUGACUUCAGAAAAUGUCCAAAAAGUGAAGUUCCUGCUCCGAGGACCACUACUAAAGAGCAAGCUCCAGGAAAAUGCUUCAAUGUUGCAGGUCUUUAUGGAAAUGGAAAUAAAUGGGAUAAUUGAGGAAGAUAACCUGACAGUGCUGAAAGAUAUAUUUCAGGGAUUUAGAGCUGACUUAAAGAAAAAAAUUGAUGCCUAUGAAGAAAAAAAAAGAGCAAAGUAUUCUAGGGAAGAAGUCCGCUAUCCUGUGUCUGUGUCUGUGUUUCCAGAGGAACAAGGAGCAGAGGGGGAGGCAGCAAAACAGUAUGGGAAAAUAUAUAAGAUGAAAAAUAACCCCCAUGGUUACUGCUUAAUUAUUAACAACCACAUUUUUAAAAAUCCACAUCACAAUAGAGAGGGAACAUUGCAAGAUGGAGAGGCUGUGAAGAGGGUCUUUAAGUGGCUUCAGUUUGAGACAGUUGAAUACAUGGAUCUAGAAGGAAAAGAAAUAUAUGACACAGUUGAAGAAUACAGCAAGAAAGAUCAUAGAAAUAUGGACUGUUUUGUUUGCUUCAUUUUCUCCCAUGGUGAAAAAGACAAAAUAAAAGGUGUUGAUGAUGAGUGUGUAAAUAUUGAAGCUUUAGUCUCCCGCUUCACUGGAACUAAUUGUCCUUCUCUUGCUGGCAAACCCAAGGUGUUCAUUAUCCAGGCUUGCCAAGGCUCUGAACGUCAUCCAUCUGUUGCAGUAGAAUCAGACUCUUGUGGACAUCUUGAGGUGGAUGCUAGACCUUCGACUUCCAUUCCUGAUAGGGCUGAUUUUCUGAUUGGCAUGGCUACAGUGGAGGACUAUCUGUGCUACCGCAGUCCUAAUACUGGCAGUGUUUACAUUCAAUCCCUCUGUGAGAACAUGAAGUUGCUCUGCCCACAGCGCGUGGAUCUCACAACCAUCCUGACAAAAGUGAACCAUGAAGUGGCAACAAAAGACAUGAAAGGAUUUAAGCAAAUGCCAAAGAUAACAUCGACACUACUGAAGCUAUUGAUCUUUGAAGUUCCACAAUGAAAAGCAGACAAGAGCUGUGAGGUAUUUCGCUCCGGAAGUUUAAAUCCAGAAGGAAGCACCGCCCCGGGUCGGGCUCCGCCCUUCGGCUUGCGCGGCUGCGGCGCGGCCAUGGAGCUGCCCCGGGGGCGGCUGCUGGCGGUCAGCGACGAGCUGGCCGGGGCCGAGCUGGCGGCGCUGAAGUUCCUCUGCCGGGACCACGUCCCCUGGAGGAGGCUGGAAGCCGUCUGGACCCCUCACGACUUGUUCGAAGCGCUGCAGGAGAAGGGCUUGCUGGAACCGGGGGACCUGGCCUUCCUCAGGGAGCUGCUCUACCGCAUCGGGCGGAUCGACCUCCUGGUUGCCCACCUGGGCUCCAGCCGGGAGCAGGUGGAGAGGGAGCUGCGGGCGCCGGGCGGGGCGCGGGUGCCGCCCUUCAGAUACUUGCUCUUUCAGCUGUAUGAAGAUGUCAUCGAAGAUGAGCUGAUGUAUUUCAAGUUACUUUUGGCCAACGAUUUGCCAAAAAGCAAGCUAACCCGUGAGACUACAAUGCUUGACAUUCUCAUUGAGAUGGAGAAGAAGGGCCUUCUGGGGAAAGACAACCUAAGUAUGCUGAAGAGUCUCUGUGAAAAAAUUAACAUCAGCCUGUGGAACAGAAUUGAAGAUGGAUUAAAGCAGUUUGGCCGGGAAGAGAUGCUCAUCACAGAGGAACAGAGGGGCAGCACAGGAUACCCUGAGGGACAUCUGGUGUCAUCUGUAGCACCUGGUCCUCCUGGCAGUUUUAAUGACCCUUCCCAGCUGCUUGAAGCAUACAAAAUGACCAGCCGACCCUGUGGAGUGUGCCUGAUCAUGAAUAACCACAAUUUUGCAAAAGCUAGGGAAGGAGUGCUGGAACAUAAACACAUGAAAGAUCGGAAUGGGACAGACGUGGAUGCAGCGGCUCUGAGGAAUGUCUUUAGCAAGCUUCAUUUUACAGUAGAAGAAUAUAGAGAUCUCACUGCACAAGAAAUCCGUGAGACUGUGAACAUCUUCCGGAGUGCAGACCAUGAGGACAAGGACUGUUUUGUUUGCUGUAUCCUAUCUCAUGGGAAAAAAGGCAUUAUAUAUGGUGUUGAUGGGCAGGAAGUACCUAUCAGGGAACUGACCACUUCUUUCACUGCACAGAAUUGCAAUUCACUUGCUGGAAAACCAAAAGUUUUUUUUAUUCAGGCCUGCCAAGGUGAAGCUUUCCAUCAAGGUGUGACCAUCGAAACAGAUUCUGGAGAGCAAGAUUCUUCUGUGGAGCAAGAUGCGAGGCUUCAGCUCGAGUGCAUCCCUGCAGAGGCAGACUUCCUCCUGGGCAUGGCCACCCUGCAGGAUUACGUCUCCUACAGAAGUCCCAAGGAGGGAACCUGGUACAUACAGGCACUGUGCCAGCGCUUGGAGUACAGCUGUCCUCGAGGGGAAGAUAUUCUCACCAUCCUGACAGCUGUAAAUCAAGAAGUGAGCAGAAAAACUUGUGAGCGGGGCACAAAGAAGCAGAUGCCGCAGCCCAGUUUCACCCUGAGGAAGAGGCUCAUCUUUCCUGUCAACUAAAUGGGAGGCAACUGCAAGCCAGAGAGAGCUGCUGCAGCCUGCAAUUGGCUGGUUUCAGAAUUCAAACACAACAGACUUUUACUGUCUGCUCUUAGCUCAAGGGCAGAUAUUUUUAAUUUAAACUACAAUUAAGGAGAAAAAGCCUUACGAAAUUCGUAUUGAUACAUUAAUUUGUAUUAAUACUUUAUACUUGAGAACAUCUCUGAGCUUGUCUCUGAUUUAUUUCUGAUCUAUUUAGCUGAUCUCUCUCAGUGUUUUGCUGGCAAAAUUCUACUCAGUGUCUUCUUAUCAGCUCUACCACAUUACUGCUGCUGUCAUAAGGUAUUUACAAGGCAACUUUCAGAAGACAACUGUUAAAAAGCUUUGUGUACUUUAUGCCUAACCUUUGCAAAAUAAAGGGAGGAGUGCUGUAAAUUUUAUAGG